Molecule: messenger RNA, 3666 nt
Organism: Xiphias gladius (swordfish)
Lineage: Eukaryota; Metazoa; Chordata; Actinopteri; Istiophoriformes; Xiphiidae
Gene: cfap57
Product: cilia and flagella associated protein 57
Exons: 22
Coding region: 69-3596 (1175 amino acids)
Molecular function (GO): protein binding
Source: RefSeq, a predicted model, not a curated record
AGUUUCUUAGUCGUCAAUAAUCUAAAAAGUCUGCUCGCGGCUCGAAAAACUGUCAACUCCACCGAAGAAUGACUACAGUGGUUGCUCAGACCCAUUUCGUCUUCGGGCUACGGAAAGAUGUGGCCAACAAUUUGUGUUUCUGCGAUGAACAGACUGUCGUUUUCCCCUGUGGAAACAACUGCGUGUGCUACAACACCGUCCAAAGAUGUCAGAGGUUAAUCCCAGGCUCAGAGAAUAGCCAGGGCAUGCGUGCUUUGGCCAUCAGUGCCAACCGGCGUUACCUGGCAGUGUCCGAGUGUGGUGAGAAGGCCACCAUAACAGUGUUUGACCUGCAGCAUGAGCAGGGUAGAAAGAGAAAAGUUCUGACUGCAGGACGUAUGCUUGUUCAGGAGUUCGUAUGCGUGGCUUUCUCUCCCGAUUCCAAGUACCUGAUAGGCCAAACAGGUGGUCCAGAGUGGAUGUUGAUCUUCUGGCUUUGGGAAAAACAGAAAGUCCUGGCCUCAGUGACGACCAGUGACUCAAAGAAACCUGUUACCCAGAUCAGCUUCAACCCUUACAACAACAUUCAGCUGUGUGUGAGUGGGAGCGGUGUGUUCAAGCUGUUUCGCUACUCAGAGGGAACCCUGAAACAGAGCAGCUUCCCAAAGGUGGAGACCAUCAACUUCCUGUGUCAUACCUGGUUGACAGUGGAGCAGGUGAUAGCCGGGACGGACACAGGCAGGCUGCUGGUGUUUGAGUCUGGAGACCUGCGAAGAGAGAUCAACACAACCUCUAAGGCUGUGCCGGGGCAGUCUGACAGCCAAUCACUUUACAGGCAAGUGGAGACAAGGAAGGUCAAAAACACUGACAUGGAUGAAGCUCUCACUGUCUCCCGCAUCACAGCCAUCCUCUCCUACUCCAAGGGCUUUAUGUGCUCUAUGGGUCCUGGCACUGUCUGUCUUUUUGAAAAGACAGAGGACAGUUACAGAAGGAGCAGGGAGAUACAGAUUCCUCCAGACCCAUACAGCAAUGAGAUGAGCCCGGCUGAAUCCCAAGAGAUUGACACCAUGUGCAUCAGUCCAGCAGAGGAGACCUUGGCCAUCAGUACAGACCAAGGACAGCUGUACAGCGUCAGCCUAUCCUCUGUGGACAUCAAUAAGGAAGAAAAACUACAUUUUGAGUUUCUGUCCCAGUCCUUCCACUCCAAGUCCAUCACUGGUUUAUCCAUCUGCCUUCGGAAGCCUCUCGCAGCCACUAGCUCUCUGGACCACUCGGUCCGCAUCUGGAACUAUGAGACAAAAGUGUUGGAGCUGUACAAGGAGUUCCAGGAAGAGGCGUACAGUGUGGCUCUGCACCCCACUGGCCUCUUCAUCCUGGUGGGAUUUUCAGACAAACUCAGGCUGAUGAACCUGGUUAUCGAUGACAUCCGCACCUUCAAGGAGUUCACUCUGCGCGGCUGCAGGGAGUGUGCUUUCAGCCACGGUGGCCACAUGUUUGCAGCUGUCAAUGGAAACGUCAUUCACAUCUACUCUGUCACUUCUUUUGAAAAUAUCCUCAAUCUGAAGGGCCACAAUGGAAAGGUCCGUGGCAUUGAAUGGAGCCUGGAUGACAGCCGGCUGGUGUCGUGCGGGAUGGAUGGUGCAGUGUAUGAGUGGAACACACAGACUGGCAAGCGUGAGUCCGAGAGCGUCCUCAAGUCCUGCAGCUACACGGGUGUGGCCUUCUCUUCAGACUGCAAGACCAUCCUGGCUGUGGGAACAGACCUCACUCUAAAGGAGAUCCAAGAUUGUCAGGUCCUGAGGGAGGUUCCUGCUGAUGAGGUAGCUCACACUGCUGUCGCAGUGUCUCACUCUGGUAGGGUCGUCUUCUCCGGGACCUCCAGUGGGUCCAUCAGGGCCAUUAAAUACCCAUUACCCGUCCAGAAGGACUGGAUCACGUACCAGGCCCACUGUGGCCCGGUUACCAAGAUGGUGAUCACGUUUGAUGAUCAGUUCCUGCUGACAGUGUCUGAAGACGGCUGUCUGUUGAUGUGGAAGAUCAUUGAUAAGGAGGGCCGAGGACUGAAGAGCAACAGGCAGAUCAUCCACACUGAAGAGAUUCUUGUCACCAAGUCAGACAUGGAGGAAAAGACACAGAACAUGCUGGAGCUGAAGAUGCGUCUGGAGGAGCUGCAGAUGGAGAACGAGUACCAACUCCGCCUGAAGGACAUUCACUACAAUGAGAAGAUGAAGGAGAUUUCUGACAAGUUUACCCAGCAAAUAGAAUCUCUAAAAACUACACAACAGGCCAUGAAGACAGAGAUGGAAAAGCAGGAGCGUGAGCACCAGCAGAGUUCUGCAGAGGUCACGGUGAAACAUUCAAAAGAACUGGAGGAUUUAGAGUUAUCCUACAGCCAGAAGCUGAUUGUGGAGCAUGAGAGGUACCAGGAUCUUCAGCAUGAAUAUCAAAGAAUGCAGGAGGACAAUGAGAAGCAGCGGAAGUCUGCAGAGGAGAGCAAAAUCCAAGCCCUGGAGGAGCUGACCCAGAACUACGAGGCCAAGCUGCAGGAGAAGACUCAACACCUGGCUCGGUGUCAGGAGGAUGCACAGCAGCAGAUUAGGGAGUUUCAAGAGAUCAUAAAGCAGGUAGAAGAGGAUGAGGAGAGGAUGAUCCAUGACAUCCAAAUCAAGUAUGAGAAGAAACUACACACAGAAAAAGAGACCAACACAAAUCUGAAGGGAGAAACUGGUAUCAUGGCACAAAAGUUCUGCAGUCUUCAGAAGCAGACUGAUGAAAAGAACACAGACAUAAAGAAGCUCAAGCAGGAGCGGCAGAGGCUGCUGGGUUUGAUCCGCUCCCUGGAGAGUGACAUUGAGGACCUGAAGAGGCAGAUCGCUGGACAUGAAAAGACCAACCAGGACAAGGAUAAGACCAUCUCUGGCUUGAAGAAGAAGAACCAGGAACUGGAGAAGUUGAAGUUUGUUCUUGAUUUCCAGUUGAACAAAUUGAAGAAUCAGACCGAGCCUCAACAAGACGACAUCAAUGAGAAGAAGGAGAGGAUCCAUCAGCUGGAGGAGGAGCUGGUGCAAAUUGACAAGAGCAACACUCAGCUGAAGCUCACUGUCUCUGACCUGAGGCUCAAACUGAGGACGAGAGAUAAAGAGAUGCACAAGGAGAUGCAGAAGGUGAAAGAUUUGGAGACACAUCUUCAGCGGCUCAAGUCCGACCUCCAAAACUGUGUUGGCUUCAUCCAAGAGCCGAGGAAACUGAAGAACAGCGUGCAGAUGAUCUAUGCCCGCUAUGUACCACAAACCAAUGCGGGGGAGAAAAGCAGUGUAGAUGACGAUAUUCAGAGGGCAUUCUGUCUGCAGCGUGAUCACCUAGAGAGGACUGUUAAUAGUCUCAAGAUGAGGCUUGCCAAAUCUGCUGAGGAACAUGAGAAAGUCUACGUCAAGAUCAUGAAGGAGAAUGUUGCUCUGAUCACUGAAAUCAAUGAACUGCGUAAGGAGCUGCGUUUGGUGAGGACGCAGGCUAAAGAUUACAAAGCUCAGCUGGCCACGUACAAGACAUCGAACAGGUCACGUCCCAACUCAGAGGAAGGACCCAAAAAGGAGCCCAAACACGAAGAUGCCAAUUAACAGGUGCUCCCAAGGGACAAAUACUUAGGGAGUUCCAAGGCAUUAUAACUCCACAAACAAUGGAAAUCUG